AAUAUUUCCUUGUUUACCAUUCAUUAGUUUUGCCACUGUUCUAUUUUCUCUAUGGUGAUAUGUAUGAAUAUUUAGGGAGUUAGAUUGAAUUUUUGAUUAUAUUAAAUUUUGUUUCAUUUUUAUUAGUAUGACAGAUUUUAUUUUGUUUUGAUGGUGAGAGGAAAUAGUGUAAAGGUAGUCCUGCUUAAUGAUCGAAAUCAAAUUAAAAUGCACUUGUGAUGGACAUAUAAUAAGUUUGUUGGAGGGAACAGUUAAAUUUAACUGUUCCCAGGUUUGUUGAUAAUAUAACUGUCAAACGUAUUCAUCGAGUGUUAUUAGUUACUUGUAAAUGUUCCUUGUUCUUCGGACAUUAUUGACGGCCUUUUAUAUUUUUUAGUGUAAACAUUUAGUUUUUGUCAGCAUUAUUACUAAGAUACUUUACUUAUCGUUUAAUGAACGAAUUUGACAAAUAGUUGUCAGUGCAUUUUUUCAAUGGACCUUUUCGGAGAGUCAAUCAAUCUUAAUAACUGACCAAUCAGAACAGGGAAUGUAAGCAUGAGAGGCGUUAGCAAUAACCAAAGGGCGAGGCGUAUGAGUAUAAUAGUUCAUUGCUGAAGAAAAAUUAUAUUUACGAAUGACUUGCGUUUAGGUGUUUGACGCACCUCAUUGACUUCAGUACAGUAUUAGAGGGAAGCGAUACAUUAACAGCUACCACCAAGUCAAUUGCUGAUUAUCAGGAUAACGUUAACUUUUGUUAUUGCUGUUGUUGCUCUGUUUGUACUGUUAAGUAAAUGCAGCAUUACUCAUAAAGCGCAAUAAACUUUUAAAAUCUUUUAAACCAAAUCAUAUGUUGUUAAAAUUCUGAGUGACGUAUAACUGUAAAUACAAACUUACAGCCUACACGUACACAUAUAUUGACAUCUGUAUUUACUAAUUUAAAGCUUCGUAAUGCAGUGAAUCAACAUUUUCAUGUAUUUGUGAUCUGCCCCUUGAGGAAAAGCAUGUUCCUUAAAUAGACAAUAGAAAUGGAGGCCAACUCGACGAACUACUUGGAGGGGAAUCCUGCUAUUAACUUAACUUUACUCGUUCGUUUACUUGGAAUAUUUGCUUUCGUUGGUAACAUUUUUGUGGUGUCUGUCAUCAUUAAAUGUCCCUCACUUCAUACUAGCAGCAAUUAUCUCACAGCUAGUCUUGCAAUUGUCGACCUUUCAUCCAGUUUGCCAAUGAUGCUCCUUAUGGAAAACACUUGGUUGCUAUAUUUUGUAUUUUUUUAUCUGACGUCUGUAUCAUUAACCCAUCUUUUAGCAAUGACCAUAGACAAAUAUUUAUUGAUAACUCGGCCAUUUUUCUAUCAGAGAAUUAGCAAAAAAUGUGUGUGUAUAUUAAUAUGUAUUGUUUGGAUAACUCCUUUAAUAACUUUUGCAGACGGACGCAUUACAUUUAAAAGUACAGAUGUGAUCAUUUUCGUGUGUGAAAAUUUAUACCAAGUUACUUUGAUUUCAAUAAUUAGUUUAACAGUUGGUUUGAUAAGCUACUUUAUAAUUAUUUCUUUGAAUGUGCGAAUUUACAUUAUAGCUUGCAAGCAAUUCCGACAAAUCAACGCUGUUAUCUCAGGGCAGCCUCUGGCAACAUUUGCUGCGUCUUGGAAAGCAACAAAGACAACGAUGAUUGUGAUUGGUGCGUUUAUGAUAUGUUCAACACCGACGUAUAUUUUUGUUCUACUUUCCUUAUUUUGCUGUGAUUUGCCACAUAUAGUUAAUAAUUUGAUAGUUCCGUCAUUGUCAAUCAAUUCAGUCCUGAACCCAAUCAUAUAUACCUUUAGAAGACAGGAGUUUAAAAAUGCAGCAAGAAAUGUUAUUAAAGCUCUCAGAAUAAGUGGUUGAUGAUGUUAAUUGGC
Anneissia japonica is the source of this 1876-nucleotide messenger RNA. Its product is annotated as dopamine receptor 2-like. The coding region runs from base 1005 to 1862 and encodes 285 amino acids. Lineage: Eukaryota; Metazoa; Echinodermata; Crinoidea; Comatulida; Comatulidae. Gene Ontology annotation, biological process: G protein-coupled receptor signaling pathway. Gene Ontology annotation, cellular component: membrane. The record is from RefSeq and is a predicted model, not a curated record. Gene Ontology annotation, molecular function: trace-amine receptor activity. The transcript has a single exon.